Molecule: messenger RNA, 2007 nt
Organism: Porites evermanni
Lineage: Eukaryota; Metazoa; Cnidaria; Anthozoa; Scleractinia; Poritidae
Source: the annotation of a GenBank genome assembly
AUGGAUGAAGUUGAUCGCGAUGCUGCCACAAAAGAGGAAGAAGACCUCAAAACAACAGUGGACAGGGAGUGUGCUACAGUAGAUAAUGAUCAUAACACAAAUGGUAUGAUAUCAGACUAAAGCCUAGUCAAAUGUUAUGUCUCUGUCUUGGGGCUGGGACUUAGCAUGUGCCACAUAUGAAAUAAAACUCUUGUUAAGUCCGUCUGCGAAACAGCACUGAAAUUCUUGUUCUGGGCCCCCACCUGUCUGCCAGGAUUUGAGUACGUGCUAUGAUUGGCCUGUUAAAAAAGCUAUUGUCCAUUGUUAAUUUGCCAAUCAGAAUGAAAGAAAAUUCAAAAUGCAUUUCCAGUAACUGGUUGACACCGUUGCAGGCCAAGAACGAGGAUCUUGGCGCUGCUUAGCAAAUGUUACUAACAGGGGUCAAAUUACGUCUGCGACGCAGGCUAGCUGGGACUAGGCAAUAGUAGAAUUUGCUUGGGAUAUGUAUAACUGCCAUUGAUAUUGAAUCCUAUAUUGAAUUCUUUUGGAGUUGAGAAAAUGCAGGCACAGAUGUCCCAGCCUGCUUUAUUACAAUGUUUUACAGAAAGGAGCUGAGGCACAAACAAGAAUCCAAGUUUAAAAGCUUUCUGGGUGUGCACAAUGCAAGCCUUCCAUUAGAUCAAUAAUAUACUGCACCUGAAGGGUGUCAAGAAGGAAUGGGGUGAUACUUGCUUUUCUUUUAGCUAAAUGACCAACCCUCAAUCACUCUUUCUACUCUUCCCGAUGGUGUGUGGGGCAAUUUAACCAAUAAUGAUAUUAAGUAUAAAAGAAACAAAUUAAAAUCAACAAAAAUAGAGGCAGGGCCACCUCACAAUCUUUUCUUGUAAACAAAGUGGAAGGAUGAUCACUAAAUGUUUUUAUACUAGGCAACAACAACUUUCAAGUAUUAACUGUUAAAAAUGUUAUUCAGUAACAUCACAAAAGAAAGCAGGACUCCCUUGGUUCCCCCUGUAUGUAAUAAUGCUUUUUUCUUUACUUUUUACACUAGGUGUAGCUGACAGAGAUAAGGAAACUGUGUCAAGUCCCCCUAAAAUAGAAUUCUGCAUAGUACAGUCAACAGAAAACCACAGUGCACUUCUUAAAGGAAUUCCAAAAGAGCCGUUACGUAAACCUCUUGACCAACAAAUCUUGUUUGGUCGUGGUCAUUCAGCAGGGGUAUUCCUCAAUGACGAUACUGCUUCACGGGAACACAUGACACUUUUCAUGCAAACGAACCCAGCAACAGGUGAAAAUAUGUUUGUUGUAAGUACAGUAAGUGAGAGCAAGCCGGUGUUUAUUAAUGGCACACCCUUUUAUAAGAAGGCAGGCACCAGAGUUCUGCAAACAAAUGAUAAACUGAGAAUAGGGCAGCUUGAGUUUAUUGUCAAUAUCAUGCCAGGGGAUUCCAUGGAGUUUUACCAAGUUGAAUUUACAAAGGGAAGUAAAGGAAAUCUUCAACAGCUCAAUUUACAACAAGUUAAUUAUCCUCAGAUUCAAGGACAGGCAGGGAUUAACACACAGCCGAUCUUCCUGGCCAAUCACCCAGGUGCUGCCAUUUUGCCAAAUAACUAUGGUGUCCCUGUACCUGGUGCCCCUGUGAAUCCAGUGUUUAACAUGAACAUCUUAGCUGGUGGUGGCGUUACACAGUUUAAUCCCAUGGGAGCAGCAUUUCAAGGAAAUUCUGCAUCAUUUGCUGUACCACCUGUGCUAGUGAAUCCUGGAAUAGGCCAGGGAUCACUACAACAAUUUCCAUCUAAUCUGAGAUAUCAGGGCAUCACUCCUAGCUUUCAGCCUCAACAAGAGUCACAAUACCCAGGGAUGUAUCACCCAAUGACGCCUCAGCAGCAGAGAGUGCUAGCACAUGAUAGAAGACAGAUGUUUCACACAAAACUACCAUCUGAACAAAAUGAGCAUCCCAAACAAAUUGGGCCAGAUGGUGACUUCCAUGUGUCUAUAGAGGAAUCUGGGCUGCAAAAGACUAAAGACUAA